Molecule: messenger RNA, 1747 nt
Organism: Impatiens glandulifera
Lineage: Eukaryota; Viridiplantae; Streptophyta; Magnoliopsida; Ericales; Balsaminaceae
Product: clathrin coat assembly protein AP180-like
Exons: 1
Coding region: 14-1747 (577 amino acids)
Biological process (GO): clathrin-dependent endocytosis; vesicle budding from membrane; clathrin coat assembly
Cellular component (GO): clathrin-coated pit; clathrin-coated vesicle
Molecular function (GO): SNARE binding; clathrin heavy chain binding; phosphatidylinositol-4,5-bisphosphate binding
Source: RefSeq, a predicted model, not a curated record
AAAAAAUCAAUCCAUGCAGAGCAAACUAAAGAAGGCGAUUGGAGCGGUGAAAGAUCAGACGAGCAUUCGCUUGGCAAAGGUCUCAUCCAACACCACAUCAAGCCUUGAGGUUGCGGUUCUUAAAGCCACCACCCACGACCAUGAAGACCCCAUGGACGAGCACUACGUCGAGGAAAUCCUCACCCUCGUCUCCUCCGAUAAGUCCCACGCCGCCGCAUGUGCUCGCGCCAUUGGCAAACGCAUCGGCCGAACACGCAAUUGGGUUGUUGCCAUCAAAUCCCUUUUGCUUAUUCUUCGAAUUUUCCAAGACGGGGACCCUUACUUCCCCAGGGAAGUCAUCCAUUGCAUGAAACGCGGAGAAAAAAUCCUCAACUUAUCGAGUUUUCGAGACAAUUCUAGCUCGUCUAGCCCAUGGGAUUACACCGCAUUUGUUAGGACGUUUGCUCUCUACUUGGAUGAACGUUUGGAUUGUUUCCUCACCGGAAAACUCCAACGCCGUCGGACCCAGAGCUCUAUCCAUACCGAUCAUUCCCGUCCCCGGAGGAGCCAGAGUGUUAGGGUUAACGAGCCGGUUGUAGAGAUGAAACCCGCAAUGUUACUCGAUAAGAUAUCGUAUUGGCAAGGAUUGAUGGACCGAGCUGUUUCCACUAGACCGACCGGAGCUGCGAAAACGAAUAAACUCAUACACGUUACUCUUCACGCCGUGGUUCAUGAGAGUUUCGAUUUGUACAAAGACAUCUCCGACGGGCUUGCCCUCUUGCUCGAUAGUUUUUUCCAUCUUCCAUACAAUUCAUGCGUUAGCGCAUUCCAAGCCUGUGUCAAGGCCACGAAGCAAUUCGACGAGCUAAUCGUUUUCUACGAGAUAUGCAAGAACAUAGGAGUCGGUCGGCCAUCGGAGUACCCACCGGUACAGAAGAUAUCAGAAGAAUUAUUAGAAACGUUAAAGGAAUUCCUCAAGGACAAGUCAUCUUUCCCAACUACUCGAGUCUCACCGACAAAACAGAGACCAAGUUCAGCCGCGGUUUCAAGGCGGCGCCAUAACAGCUGUUUAUCGGAACUGUCGGAGGAGACCGCCACCACCACGAAUACAUCUCCGGACCAACAAUCUAGGAUUACAUCACGAUGCACGUCGCUUGAGGAUCUAUUUAGUGCAAUGGACACGUCGGGGAAGGGAAAACGUUCGAUCUCGAUUGAUCUAGAGGCGUAUUCGAUUACAGAUAUUCACGAAUUCGAAAAACAGUGUCAGCGAGAUAGCACUUGUAGUGGUAACGACGACGCAUGUUCGGCUAAAUCAUUGCCUAUCACGAGCUCGAUCGAUCUUUUUGACGAUUGGCCUGGUAAAGACGAUGAAAAUACAGAACUAGAGACGAAAACAAAGCAAUGUAAUAAUGGGUUGGAUGAUUUAAUAACCCCAAAAGCAAGCCACCCUGAGGGAUGGGAAAUGGUCCUGACCGAGACCGUGACUCCAUCGCCAAAACUAGGUCCGGUCCAAGGCCAACAUUACAAUCCAUUUUUACAUGAACCAAGUUUUGAAGCGGCUGGAGAAAUCUCGGUUCCUACUUUUCAAGCAGUGCCAACAUUUUGGGCUGCAAAUCCAAGCAAUGAGACCGACCCUUUCGCAACAUUCCCGCCCGUUGGUUCUAGUGAUCAAGGCCUUGAUUGGGCGCAAAAUUCACCAAAGUUGUUGCAAGAACAACAAUUGUGGCUGCAGCAACAGGAUAAGAUUAUAGCUAAACGCAUAUCUUAG